CAUAUGAUCUGGACUCCACUUCCUUAAACACUGAAGCCCAACGUGUAGUGGAACACACAGAGACAGACACAGACCCUCCCCCCUGAAGAAGAGCGGCGGCGGCAGCAAGAGCAGCAGCAGCAGCAGGAGGUGGACGAGGAAGCAGCGAAACUGACUCAUUUCUCCGGUAGUUGUACGAACAUGGAGCCUGACCCGGCCCGGUACUGCGGCCUUCUCUUGACCGAGGUAGCUUUGAGGAGAAGCGGAUACCGAGCGACUACACGCCGGCCGCGGCGGCUCGGGGGAAACCCCGUGGCCCUCACUGUCCUCGCGCUGCUGACGGUGCUGUUCACCUGCUGCGUCAGGUGUGUGGAGAGUGUCAAACCCAGCAACAUUGUGCUGAUCCUCGCCGACGACCAGGAUGUUUACCUGGGGGGAAUGACUCCUAUGACCAAAACGAAAACCUUACUAGGAGAAGCAGGAGCAACAUUUGUCAAUUCUUUCACAGUCACGCCACUGUGCUGCCCCAGCAGGAGUAGCAUUUUGACUGGUCGGUACCCCCACAAUCACGAGGUGAGGAACAACUCCCUGUCCGGGAACUGCUCCAGCACGCUGUGGCAGAAAGGUCCUGAGACUGAGGCCCUCCCUGUUUACCUGAGCAAACAGAAAUACCAGACCUUCUUCGCUGGGAAAUAUCUCAACCAGUAUGGUAAGAAAGAAGCAGGAGAUGUGACUCAUAUUCCACCUGGCUGGGACCAAUGGCAUGCAUUGGUGGGAAACUCACAAUAUUACAACUACACCCUGUCUGUCAACGGCGUAGAAGAAAAGCACGGCGACAGCUAUGAGAUGGACUAUCUCACUGACCUCAUAGCGAACCGCUCCCUUAAAUUUCUGGAUGACAGGAGCCCGCAGCAUCCCUUCUUCUUGAUGUUGUCUACUCCAGCUCCUCACUCCCCAUGGACGGCAGCACCUCAGUACCAGAAAAAGUUUAGUGAUGUUCAAGCUCCUCGAGAUGGGAGCUUUGACAAACUAGGAAAGGACAAACACUGGCUGCUCCGUCAACCCAUCAACCCCAUGCCAAAUUCCUCACUGACCUUCCUGGAUAAUGCAUACAGGCAAAGGUGGCAGACCCUGUUAUCUGUGGACGACAUGGUGGAGAAGCUGGUCAAGAAACUUGACAGUUUAAAGGAACUGGACAACACCUACAUCUUUUACACCUCAGACAACGGCUACCACACAGGUCAGUUCUCUCUGCCUAUCGAUAAGCGGCAGCUGUAUGAAUUUGACAUCAAGACUCCUCUUUUGGUCCGUGGACCUGGCAUCAAACCAAACCAGACCCUGAAGGCGUCGGUUUUGAAUAUUGACCUGGCUCCAACCAUACUGGACAUAUCUGGGCUCAACUUGUCUUCUGUGAAUAUGGAUGGACAGUCUUUCCUUGGGCAGAUGGCUCCUUCACUGCGUAAUGCCAGCACACGGCCCUUUUUCCUCAUCGAAUACACUGGAGAGGGACAUGAGACUACAGAUCCUGAUUGUCCCAAAUUAGGCCCUGGUCUAUCUGAAUGUUUCCCCGACUGUGUGUGUGAGGACGCCUUCAACAAUACGUACGCCUGUGUCAGGACCAUCAGCGGUGACCAAGACCUACAGUACUGCGAGUUUGCGGACAAUGAGUCGUUCGUAGAAGUGUACAACCUGUCGUCAGACCCCCACCAGCUGGAGAACAUUGUGAAGAAGGUGGAUCCGGCCAUCCUGCAGACCAUGAACCAGCGACUCAUCCAGCUCCAGUCCUGCGUAGGUGACAGCUGCCGUGGCAUCAAGUAACAGGGGGCCGGCCCUCAGAGCGUUCUCAUACUGUUUACUCCCGGGAAGCUGCCAAAUAUACACCACCUCUUGCCCAAUCACACCACUUUUUUCCCAGCAGCUCUAUCCAGGAGGUUUUGGAUGGUUGGUGUUUCCCUGUGAACCAACCUGUGUUUCCACCACUUUUAAGCAGAAUCGUUAAUAAUAAUAAUUAGUGGAGGGAGCUUCACGUAGAGAAGACGGCGAAUAACUUUGAUUACCUGUGAGUGUUUGUAUCGUCAUGACGGAUGCUGUAUUCUUCAGCAAGUGUUUUUUUUUUUCUACUUCUGAUCUUCACCGUUGCCUUCUUCAUCCUCUGUUUUACAACCAGUCGCUGAUAUUGUUGCAGCUUUUUCAUCGAAAACCUGAUUUGAACACGUUUUUAAAUGCAAACCAUUUUUUUCCCAGGCUUUUAUUUUUGGUUGUUAUGUCUGUACACUUCAAAAUUUGAUUUGUGAACCUUUUAUCCAUGGUGGUGGAUAAAGUGGGAGCUACUUUUGUAAGUGUAAGUUUUUGUCCUAUGUGGAGAUUUACCCUGCGGUCACACCGAAUGUGGAUUCUCACAUCGCGUCGUGCUGCAAGAUCAUUUGUCUGUGCAUUCACGACGGCGAUCACAGGAGCAGUGAUAGACCGACUUCCUCGUGGACUCUUUUUUUCUUUUUCUUUUUUCUUUAAACGGUCUCUGUAGAGUCCUAGAUGUGAACACACACACACACACACACACACACACACACACACAGAUAUGUUGUUCCUCCAUCAUAAACCAACUGAGUCUGGCUUGCUGGCUGUCGUGUCGUGGAGGUGACAUUAGUCGAAGAAUCUUAAUGCCGAUUGGUUUUUUGUGUAAUUCAAAGUUUUCUGCAAAGUUGAAAGUUUGGCGAAAAAAGAAAAAAAGAUUUUACCGUGUUUAAAAUCACUGCACGAAAAAAUGGUGUGACCGCAGCAUUAGAGCCUCAUUCAACCAAAGGUGUGUCGCUACACUGUAGCAUAAUCAAUUCUUUAAGAGAAUAGUUUAACAUUUUUAAAAAAAUAAGCUCAUUUGUUUUCUUGUGGAGCGUCAGAUUAGAAGACUAACAACCACUCACGAUCACCCGAUCAGCCUAAACGGAUAGAACACACUUGGUGUAGAAAGUGCAAAGUUGGCUUAAUCCACCUGCCUCUGUCACUAAUACUCAUCAAUUUAAUUUAAUUCAAAGAUCCACUGUGAAAGGUUAGACUGCGGACAAUAACAAACUCUCCCAUCACUUUUCCAAGUGUCUUCACUUUACUACCGUUUUUUUGUGUAGUAAACUUCUGCCUCAAAUAAACUCUAAACUCUUUGUCCCCGUGGGCGGCCGUAGAAACAUGGCGGGCACAAGAUGACGGCGCCCACCCCGAAAAAGAACACGUGAAAGGCUUAUUUUAUUUACCUUACAGCAGUUAUGCACUUACGCAACAAUAAUUAUGUGCAGUAUAUUCAAUAAAUCCUCCUAAAUACACGGUGGACGUUUUCAUUGAAUCAGGUCGUAUUGGAUUUGUGUGUGUGUGUUUGUGUACUUGAAUAUACAACUUUGCGAGGACCAAAAAAACCCUGUAUAAAUCAGAGGAAGUGUGUGUGUGUGUGUGUACGGUCACAAAACUUGUCAAUUUUGUGAAAUGUAACAGAAUAAUAAUAUAAUCACAGAAAUGGACAUAAAAAAAUUAAUACAUGUUUAAAUUCAUUGCUUUUUAGCUUAUGGUGACUAGAACCAGGUUCCAGGUUCUUGUGCUGGAGGUUCUGAAGUCUAAUGCUAAGCUAACUAGCAGCUGCAUCUUUAUGCACAGAUGGAGGUAGUUUUGUUGAACUUCUAAUCUAACAUUUGGACAAGAUUUCACUUCAUGUCACACUAUUCCCGAAUUCUACAGCUAUUUGUUUGUUUUUUAUUGCUUUUUAAAAGAAUGGUGUUGUAAUUGUGCUCUUCAUUGUGUCUAAGUGGCCCUUUCAUUGAAUGUAGUGAAGACAGUUUUGACCUCUUUUGUGUCCAGGUAUUUCUUUACGUUUGUGCCUCUGAUUUUAGAAGGAACACCGCUUUUAAAAACUUUCAAAUCCAUUUGUUUCGUUUUUUUGUCUGGACAAUUCAACUGUGACGAUUUGAACAGAGUCUCGUGGAAGAUGAACAAAAGGAAGUGUUUUGUGAAGCAUUCAUAAAGGGAAGUUCCGUAUGGUCUCAUGUGCCUUUUCUUAUUUGCACUGACAAAACAGCAUGUGCCUCAACUGUGAAUGUAUUUGCACUGUGAUGGAAAAGAUUCAAAUUAAAGCGUUUAAUUGCACUCA
Solea senegalensis (Senegalese sole) is the source of this 4108-nucleotide messenger RNA. It is a transcript of the gene gnsb, whose product is annotated as glucosamine (N-acetyl)-6-sulfatase (Sanfilippo disease IIID), b. Lineage: Eukaryota; Metazoa; Chordata; Actinopteri; Pleuronectiformes; Soleidae. Bases 181 to 1797 code for a protein of 538 amino acids. The transcript is spliced from 13 exons. The record is from RefSeq and is a predicted model, not a curated record. Gene Ontology annotation, molecular function: N-acetylglucosamine-6-sulfatase activity; glycosaminoglycan binding. Gene Ontology annotation, biological process: glycosaminoglycan metabolic process.